UAUGAUUGUUGCUGUGGAUUAUUAGUCUGGCUGGACCAGACCUGGACCAGCCAGACUAGUAGAUUACCGGUAUGUCGCCCAGACUAAUUAUUUUGGGGGGUAGGUUAAUUAGCUCUUUGUUUCUUCCCCGUGUUAAGGAUGAUUCUGCCUGCUUAUAGAAAUAUUAUAGGACAGUUUCUAGGAGUCGUUUGCUGUUUGUCUCCAUUCCUAGGGAUACUCUACAUGCAGAGCAGCAUCAAUGCAACUGAAGGACUUGGACUUCUCACAAACGCCACUAGCUUCUCAACUCUUAUCAUCUCCAUAUUCCUCGCUCCAUUCAUAGUCAGCGUGGCAGGGACCAAGCCCUCUCUCUUUCUCUCAUCUAUCAUUUUCACCAUUUAUACACUCUCCAAUUUCUAUCCACACUGGUUCACGUUGCUGCCUGCAGCAGCUUUGACAGGCCUCGCUCUUGGUUUACUGUGGGUCGCGAUGUACUCACACGCAACUGCCACUGCAUUAAAAUUUCAUGAUGCCCUCAAGGAGACGAAAGAAAACUGUACGGUCCUUCUUGCUAGCACCACAGGCGUAUCUGUUCAAGUGUCAGGCAUGGUGGGUGCCUCAGUCUCUUCAAUAGUACUACUUAACCUAAAGACAACAGUAAAUUAUAAUGAUAGUUUUAUAGAAAAUGAUACAAGUAGUUGUGGUGUAUACGAAGAGGGGCAUGAAGUCUCGGAUGUCUUGUAUUAUCCACUAAUUGGGAUUUACGCACUAUUAAAUAUUAUUUCGCUUUUCAUUAUUUUAGUAUUUGUGGACAAUUUCAAAUCCGAGUCGGAAUUUGUCACAAUAAAAACGCAAUUAUAUGCUUCUCUGAAAUCACUCAUUUCUUGCUUAUUUAAUGUCACCGUGAUACUUCUCUUCCCAAUGUUCACUCUUCAUGGGCUAUUACUAGGAUACAUCACUGGCGAUUUUUCAAAAGUUUUUAUUUCAGAUUGUAUAGGAGUGAAGUGGCUUGGUUUUGCCCAUGCCGCCUAUGGUCUAACAGGUGGCAUAGUCACAUUCAUGACAGGAAAAGCACUCAAGUGUAUAUCACAACCGCUAGUUGUAUUCCUAGCCUUGCUGUUAUCAACUGGUAUGUGUAUGUGCCUCCUUUAUUUGGAGAGGACACCUCAAAUACUUGUCAUCUUUUUAUUAACAAUUGGAUGGGCCGUUGGAGAGAGCAUGAUUAUGACAUUGGCACCAGGGAUCGGAGGUAUUCUGUUACCAGAAAAGAAAGAACAGCUGUUUGCUUUCUAUAGACUUGGAAUGGCAAUAGGUCUUGUCACUAGUUACACAACAGCUAUUCUUAUGGAGACAUGCCAACAGAUAUGGCUUGUCAUUGGAAUAAUACUACUCACUGGAAUCUGUUACAUAGUAUUGCAGAUAAGUGAAAGACUCAAGAAAAAUAAGACAAGUGACAAUAAUCCUACUGUAGUUUAAUCAAUCUAUUAAUAAUAGAAUUAUCUUUAUUACUUAUUUAUGUGAUUAAUAUUAUUAUGCCUGUAUUUUUAGCUCACUUAUUUUCUGUUCAUAUACACUAUAUACACUGUUUUAUGUACUUGUAUGCAUUCUCAGUAUUACUUGAUUUUUGAGACAUUAAAAUGUCCCAAUAAUAAUUAAUUUAAGUAUCAA
Amphimedon queenslandica is the source of this 1647-nucleotide messenger RNA. Its product is annotated as protein unc-93 homolog A-like. The coding region runs from base 139 to 1455 and encodes 438 amino acids. The record is from RefSeq and is a predicted model, not a curated record. The transcript has 3 exons. Lineage: Eukaryota; Metazoa; Porifera; Demospongiae; Haplosclerida; Niphatidae.